Hippocampus comes (tiger tail seahorse) is the source of this 3038-nucleotide messenger RNA. Its product is annotated as homeobox protein unc-4 homolog. Lineage: Eukaryota; Metazoa; Chordata; Actinopteri; Syngnathiformes; Syngnathidae. Gene Ontology annotation, biological process: regulation of DNA-templated transcription. The transcript is spliced from 3 exons. Gene Ontology annotation, molecular function: DNA-binding transcription factor activity, RNA polymerase II-specific; sequence-specific double-stranded DNA binding. The coding region runs from base 440 to 1996 and encodes 518 amino acids. The record is from RefSeq and is a predicted model, not a curated record.
AUAAAGUUAUUGGAAUCGAGUGUUUCAUGUUUGGACAUGACGGCACCACGUGUAAUUAUAGCCAUCGACCCUCGAAGUAAAAUAAUAAUAAUAAUAAUAAUAAUAAAACCCGAACAAAGCUCAGCCUCCUCUGAGUGCGGUGACGUCAGGCGGCCAUUAAGGCUUGUGAUUGGCCCCGCCAGCAGAUGGGGGAGUCCUAAUGAGCAGGCUCCAGGAGGGGGAAGCGAGCAUGACAUCUCGGGCUGGACCACAACACGUCGCUGCCGGCUUGAUCACAACGCUCAUCCGUGCUUCCGUGGGAGACGACCCGUCGGCACGCAAGCCUCGCUUCCUUUUUAAAACGACGUUUUGCAUCCUUUACUGACUGCAUGUUGCAGCCACACACUGCCGCCCCCUGCGCAUCCUCACUUCGGCCCCGCCGCAUGCAGCCCGGGCGAGCAUGGACAGUCGCGUCCUCGAGCAUCACCCUCACGCCCACUUCGGGGGCCCCUUGGGCGGGCUGGUGGGCUUUCCGUAUCCGCUCGCUGCUCACCAUCAUCACCACCACCACCAUCACCACCAGCAGCAUCAACCUCAUCAUCACCAUCAGCAGCAGCAGCAGCAGCACCACUACGAGCUCGCCAGCGCUCACCAGCUGCAGUCGGCGGCCGCAGUCCCCUUCACCAUAGACGGAUUACUAAACGGCUCUUGCUCGGCCUCGGUGGUGAGCUCCAGCGCGCUCUUGUCGCCCGACGGCCAGUACAAACUCUCCGAUUCCGGGGACCCAGACAAAGAGAGUCCCGGUUGCAAACGGAGAAGAACCAGGACCAACUUCACCGGCUGGCAGCUGGAGGAGCUGGAGAAGGCCUUCAACGAGAGCCACUAUCCAGACGUGUUCAUGCGGGAGGCACUCGCCCUCAGGCUGGACCUGGUCGAGUCCAGGGUUCAGGUUUGGUUCCAGAACCGACGCGCUAAGUGGAGGAAGAAGGAGAACACGAAGAAAGGGCCCGGGCGGCCCGCGCACAACUCUCACCCGACCACGUGCAGCGGCGAGCCCAUGGACCCCGAGGAGAUCGCCCGGCGGGAGCACGAGCGCGCCGAAAAGAAGAAACGCAAGCAGGAGAGGAAGUUGCUCAAGUCGCAGAGCAAACUUCUGCACGGCGACAGCUUCCACACGCCGGGCGGCUCCGAGAGCGACAGCGGCGUGUCGCAGUUCACCGACAGCGAGCAGCAGCCUUCUUCGGGCCCCAACGGGAAUAUUCACGGGGAGCUGCCCCUGACGUCCGGGGCCGCCCAAGGACACCAAACCGAAUCCAGCUGUGACCAAACCCCACACGACUUCAGCCACCAAAACCAAAGAAGAGAAGCGGAGCAGGUUUCUCCGGCCAGCACGCGCGGCUCCGGCAGUCCGGCGGGCUCGAGGUCCUCGGCCCUGCAGAAGCGCAACCCUUUCAGCGUGGAGAGCCUCCUCUCGGACGCCACGCCUCGACGGAAGCCUCCCCUGGACUUCCCCUCGCUGCCCGCCCAGAGGACGCUGGUGGGCAAAGGCCACUUUUUGCUUUACCCCAUUACCCAUCAGCCCCUUGGCUUUCUCGUGCCCCAAACGGCCCUGAAGGCGUCACCGUGUCAGGACGCCAUCGACAGACUCCACCUCGAACAAUCAUGCGCUCCCACCGACCUCUCUUGCGCUCUCGCCAAGCCGAUCGGCGCGGAUCAUAAAACGCGCCACCGCCAUCACAGUCCCGUUAGCAAUAGAGUCGACGUGGAGGAGGAGGAGGGGGAGGAGGAGCGAGCCGGCGAGAGUCCCGCGCUCGCCAAGUCUCAGGCAUCCUCGCGGUCCGCCGAUCCCGGCGAGGCGGGGAGAGUCCGCGGGGAGGCGCUGACCGACGGCUGCCGAGGCGAGGAGCCGCGCGCAAAGGAGGAACGAACGUCUCCGGCCCUCUCCGAGGGUCUCGGAGCAAACGCUGACUGUCGGGAGGCGCUCGAAACAGACGGCGAGGACGUGGAUAUGGACUAACACUUGUCGUCGGAGCGCGCACACAAAGCGGCAUGCUCAGACGCCGUCAGAAAACAGGGCUACAGUAGGAGUCGGUUUGGGUUUAGUGGACUGCCAGGUUAUGUUUCCGCGCUGUAAAAGCGUCAAUGGAUACAAAACGAUUUCGAGCGACAAAAGGCCUUGUACACCUCAGCUCCAUUUUUUUCUUCGAGUGGACUCGUUCAAACAUUCCCAAAGCUCUGCAUAGAUGCUUGCAAACAUAUCAGGAAUUGGGAGACUUUAGCCACGUUUCCCACCGAGCAACGCGGUUCGGUUCAGCUCCGGAUCCGGUUUUGGGAACAGCAAAAAACCCUGAGAUCCAUUGACAAGAUAGAAGUGCCACAAAGCCUCUUUUAACUCAAAGAACCCAUCAAGUCGCUCCGUCAGAGCAAAUAUCGGACGAUCCGGGCACCGUUGCCUUAUAUUUGAAUCCCGGCAAGGGCGGGUCAGGAUCACAAUAGCGCGCAUUUGAUAUAAGAAGGUGGCAAAAACACUCGCACGUUGCGCUUGAAGUAUACUGAUGCUACCACAAAUCUCCGUUGGAGUUGAUAUCGUAUUAAAUAAAGCCAUGGGUAUGGAAGAUUUGCUUCAGGAUCUCAACUGAAGCUCGAUUGAUGUCUCUUUUUUUUUUUUAACGUCAUCUUGUCAUCUUCGACGGUUGAAAAAAAGAAGUCACCAUCCUAGUUCGACCAAGGAGUUGAAAGUACAGAUACCCAUUUUCAAAUGUAGGGAGUAGGGGUGCACCGAUCAACUAGCCGGGAUUGGGAUCGGCGCUGAUUUCCUUCAUUUUCAAGGAUCGGUGAACAGAUGAUCCCUGAAAAUGAAACUGAUCCAGUUCGCCGAUCUCAUCUCCCUCCGCAGAGGUCCGCAAAAGUCGGCCACCGUCUGCUACGGAAUGACGAGUAGAUAUUUUUCGGAGAAAACGACUUCAGACGCGGUUACAGCAAUGCGUUUGUAUCGUUUCAAAGGUAUUGUUCGGUGCGUCACAAUAAAACAAAAUUGGAACGUUGACGACUCACGCUGU